AUGAAAGUGGGAGGGAAGGCAGGAGGAAAAGCCAAAAAAAUAACAAAAAAACAAAAUGGCGGACAAAAAAAACGUGUAAACGGUGCCUGGAGUCUCCCGGCUGUCGUUUGCGAUUUUUAUAUUGCAAUGGACGUUACUUGCAGCACAUCAUCCAUAUUUAAUCUCGUUGCCAUUAGUAUAGACCGGUACAUAGCAGUUACUCAACCAAUAAAAUAUGCAAAACAUAAAAACACUCAAAGAGUUUGGUCUACGAUUGCAUUGGUUUGGGUCAUAUCGGCCGCCAUAGGAAGUCCGAUCGUGCUCGGACUCAACAACACUCCAGAUCGCCUUCCAGAUCUUUGCCUAUUUUACAACAGCGAUUUCAUAAUAUAUUCAUCUCUAUCAUCUUUUUACAUACCUUGUAUAAUUAUGGUUUUUUUAUAUUAUAAUAUAUUCAAGGCUUUGAGAAAUCGUGCCAGAAAAGCAAAAGCUAAUAAAAAACCAAACGCUCGUGAUAUACUACCAGGGUCGGUUAUAGAAAACGUCAUACAAACGAGGAGAUUAGCGGAAACGGCACUCGGUGAACCUUUGAGACACGGUAAAGGUAUACCGUUGGAAGACGAAAGGCCAACAAAUACCGGAAGCGGAAGUAACGAAGAUGAAGGAGCCGAAAGAUCUCCGGGUUCGGACGAGAUAAAAACUCUAACGUUGUGCGCGGAAGAUUGUGAAAUCAUAUCAAACGACAAAUCUACUGAAUUCAUACUUUCGACGGUUGUCGAAGAAGCUGCCGCUGUCGCGACAACGACAACGCCGCAAUCGAUGUUUCACGAUCCGAAUGGUAACAACGACAGCGGUUACGCCGCAUCGAAUCUCGAAGAUGCUCAAAUAGGUCAUUUUAUAUCGCCGCAUCACAGUCCGCCGAGGAGGGCCCACACGGAACCUCAGUUCAAAAAUAAAUUAAGUGGUAUAUCACCGAUAAAAGGUCAAAGAUCAACGGAUUCUCAAACGGCUCAGGAUAAGGAUCAAAAAUCUUCGAGCAUGGGCACGAGAUUCACGAUAUACAAAGUGAACAAAGCAUCAAAGAAAAAAAGGGAAAAAUCAACGGCGAAAAAAGAAAGGAAAGCGACAAAGACUCUAGCCAUUGUUUUAGGGGUUUUCCUCAUAUGUUGGGUUCCGUUUUUUACAUGCAACAUACUCGAUGCUCUCUGCACGAAACUAUCGCAGUCUUGCCAACCUGGAGUGGCCGCAUUCAUACUCACCACGUGGUUGGGAUACUUCAAUUCGUUCGUUAAUCCCGUCAUAUAUACGAUAUUCAAUCCGGAAUUUCGUAAAGCUUUUAAAAAAAUCAUGAGCAUUCAUAAUUGA
Molecule: messenger RNA, 1344 nt
Organism: Pediculus humanus corporis (human body louse)
Lineage: Eukaryota; Metazoa; Arthropoda; Insecta; Psocodea; Pediculidae
Product: class A rhodopsin-like G-protein coupled receptor GPRdop3, putative
Exons: 8
Coding region: 1-1344 (447 amino acids)
Biological process (GO): adenylate cyclase-activating adrenergic receptor signaling pathway
Cellular component (GO): membrane
Molecular function (GO): dopamine neurotransmitter receptor activity, coupled via Gi/Go; G protein-coupled receptor activity
Source: RefSeq, a predicted model, not a curated record